Molecule: messenger RNA, 432 nt
Organism: Fusarium subglutinans
Lineage: Eukaryota; Fungi; Ascomycota; Sordariomycetes; Hypocreales; Nectriaceae
Exons: 1
Coding region: 1-432 (143 amino acids)
Source: RefSeq, a predicted model, not a curated record
AUGUCUAGCCCUCCUAAAGAAGAGGCUGGGGUGAACACGCCUCCCAAGAACAACAACCUUGAGAAUAUUGCACCCAACACUGAAUCAAUCCUCGAGACCGAUCAGAAGGCAGAAGCCCCAAAUCUACUGAAACAGGAGCAGGAAGUUCCUAACCAAGUGACACUUCUAAACCGAGGACUUGGAACACCCUUGGACGAUGCUGCUCACCAAGAUCCCGACAAAGAGCUGGCACUAAUCAUCGAAGAAACAUUUCGUAUGGUUCAGUCACUCCGGCGCGAGCAGGAGCGAGAACAUCUUGAGCAGUUUGCCAAGGCUCAAGCCUUGCGCGAAUCAAAGCAUGAAGAGAUGAACAAGCUCACAAAGCAUCUUCAGGAAGCCAAGAUGCAGGAGCCUACUGUGGGAACACAGGAAGACGUCAAAGAGGGGAACUAG